UUACAAAGAUUUGGACAAUUAAUUGGUGACUCCAAAGUCUUCUUGUUCAUGAAAAGACUGAAAGCGAACAUCCACACACACAACAAUUUCUCAAACCCGUGUCCAUUUCUGUAAAAUCACACACAUAUCCAAACAAUUUAACAACAACAAAGAUUCCCAGAAUCGAACAUCACAACACAACACAACCAAAAAAAAAAUGUCUCGUUAUCUUUCUUCAAAUCCCUUCGCAACGCUUCUCUCAGAUUCAGAUUCUGACACUGACUCACUGAGUCAAUUCGUCACCGAUCUCUUCGAAAAUCGUUCCCCUUCCGAUCCCGCUUGUCCUUGGGAAGAUGAAGAUGAUCCAAUAUACCUAAACCCUUUCUCCGUUCUCGCUUGCGAUGAAGCUGAAUCUCAACCACAACCAGAAUUAGAAUUAGAAUUAGGGUUUGGUGAUGAAUAUGAAAAUGAAAUUGAUGAUACUCAAUAUAAUGAUAAUUAUGAUCAAGUUUUCGAUUUUUCAGUGGGUGGUGUUGAUGAUGAUUCUAGUGGGCUUAGGGUUGUUGAAUUUGGUACUGAUUCGGAAUCGAGUGGGAAUGAUGAUGAAUUUGAUUAUAGGGGAGAGAAUGAUGAUGGUGAUGAGAGGGUUGGUGGAAUUUGUUGGGAUAGUCUUUGUUUGGAGGAUCAUAGGAGUAUUUUGAAUGAUUGGGAGGAAGUGGUAGAGGAGAGGGUGAAUGAGGAUGCAAAUGAGAUUGGAGAAUCUUCUAGUUUGUUGAUUGAAGAUGAGGUUGAUGUUGAUGAUGAUCGGUCAGUGACAUCGGGGUUUGAAGAGGAAGAAGAGGAACCGGGCGAAGAGGCGUUGAGGUAUUUGGAGUGGGAGAUUCUACUAGCUUUUAAUAAUUUAGAGAGGAGUGGUGGAUUGGAACAUGAAGAUGAGAGUCUUAAUAAUUUGUAUUUAGCUGUUCACGAUAGUAUUAUAUCGGGAAACAAUGAUUAUGAUGUUCUUUUUGGACAGUUAAUGGAGAAUGAGAGUGGUUUGAAGGGUAGUCCACCAGCGGCGAAGAGUUUCGUGGAGAAUCUUCCUUUGGUGGAACUGACGGAGGAGGAGUUGAAAGAGAAGGAUGUUGUGUGUGCUGUUUGUAAAGAUGAGGUAAUGGUUGAAGAGAAGGUGAGGAAGCUACCUUGCUCACAUUGUUACCAUGGAGAUUGUAUUUUGCCGUGGUUGAGUAUUCGUAACACGUGUCCUGUUUGUCGGUUCGAGUUGCCAACAGAUGAUGCUGAUUACGAGCAGAGUAAGAUUCGUAGUGUGGCUGGUGAUCUGUUGGAGUUUGCAACAUAGAUGUAUUUUUUGAUUUGUUGCUUUGCUUCAGGUUAUGCCCCCAAACUUAUGUAAAUAGCUGUUGGUUUUGUCUCGUUUAUUCAAAUGAUGACGAGAACAAAUCUUUUGCAAUUAGUUUUUGUGUUGUGCUGGUUUUGGAAUAAGAUUUAUACCAUUUUGUGUGCAUUGGAUAUACUCAAGAAAUGGAUGGUGAAGUUUAUGUUCAUAAAGUUUAAAUGCAUCACAAGAUGGAUCAUGUUGAUGGGUUAGUUGGUAUUUCUUUUCAUAACUCUGUAAUUAUUGUAUUUAAGCAUACUCGUUCUGUUGUUCAGAAUCAUAUUGUAUAAAAUGUUGAUCAUCUGUAUGUCUUUAGUAAGUUUAGCUGACCCUUUUUCUAUAGAGUUGCAUUUCUAAGGAAACGAAAAACUGGAAAACCAUUAUUAUUUAGUUGAAUGGUAUUGUAAGUUUGUAACAUUGUAUGAGUUAACAUGGUUCUUAAUUCUUA
This is a messenger RNA of Trifolium pratense (red clover), 1802 nucleotides long. Its product is annotated as E3 ubiquitin-protein ligase CIP8-like. The record is from RefSeq and is a predicted model, not a curated record. Bases 197 to 1318 code for a protein of 373 amino acids. Gene Ontology annotation, molecular function: ubiquitin protein ligase activity. The transcript has a single exon. NCBI's taxonomy places the organism in Eukaryota, Viridiplantae, Streptophyta, Magnoliopsida, Fabales, Fabaceae. Gene Ontology annotation, biological process: protein ubiquitination. Gene Ontology annotation, cellular component: cytoplasm.